Trifolium pratense (red clover) is the source of this 2187-nucleotide messenger RNA. RefSeq lists its product as uncharacterized. The coding region runs from base 378 to 1712 and encodes 444 amino acids. The record is from RefSeq and is a predicted model, not a curated record. Lineage: Eukaryota; Viridiplantae; Streptophyta; Magnoliopsida; Fabales; Fabaceae. Gene Ontology annotation, molecular function: calcium ion binding; 3'-5'-RNA exonuclease activity. The transcript is spliced from 10 exons.
GACGUGUUCCAAAUCUCAAUUUUCUCAAAGAGUACAACGUUUUCUAUUAUCGGCGUUGUUUCUCUCAAAAUUCCUCAAUCAAUCACCGAGGGAGGUAACCUUCAACUCCUCCCUCAUUCCUCUCUUCCUCUUUUCCAUCAUCACAAUCCAUCAAAACCUCUUCAAUUUCUUGCACCCAUUUUCCAGAAUUCAUCAAAAUCAAAUCUUUAAAUUAAUAAUAAUAAUAAUAUUAAAAAAAGCAUCAUUGUGUCACCAUUUUCUAUAUUGAAUGAUAAAAAGUUAUGCUUUUUUCAAGAGGGUAUUCACUUUUGCAGGGAGAUAUAAUAUUUUUUUGAUUAUAUAUAUAUUGGGACAUUAUUGGUUUGUUUGAACGUAGAAUGAGAACGGGUAAGUGGGUUAAGAGUAUGGGAAGGAUAUCAAGGAUUGGAAGUUUUGCAAUUUCUUCUUCAAAGGAUAAUCCACCACAACCUUGUAUUACUUGCACUACUUUUAAUAUUCUUGCUCCUAUUUACAAACGAAUCAAUGAUGAGGACCCAACAUGUCGAGAGAGUGAUUAUAGAACAUAUUGGUUGGCGAGGAAUCAUAGGAUAUUGGAUUGGCUUUUGAAUGAAAGGUCUUCUAUUAUUUGUCUUCAGGAGUUUUGGGUUGGAAAUGAAGAGCUUGUUAAUUUGUAUGAGAAGAGACUUAGUGAUGCUGGUUAUGUUAGUUUCAAACUUGGAAGGACUAAUAACCGCGGAGAUGGUCUUCUAAUAGCAGUGCAAAAAGAAUAUUUCAAUAUUCUUAAUUAUAAGGAGUUGCAUUUCAAUGAUUGUGGUGACCGCGUUGCUCAACUAUUACAUGUUGAACUAGCUUUUCCAUUUUCAAAAUGGCGAAACGGUGAAAUUAGGCAGGAAAUUCUUAUUGUUAACACUCACCUGUUAUUUCCUCACGAUGCAACAUUAUCUCUUGUACGACUGAAACAGGUCUAUAUGAUACUUCAAUAUGUAGAAUCUUAUCAAAAUGAUUUCCAACUCAAGCCAAUGCCAAUCAUGUUAUGCGGUGACUGGAAUGGAAGCAAACGCGGACAUGUUUACAAGUUCCUUAGGUCUCAGGGUUUUGAAUCAUCUUACGAUACUGCACAUCAGUACACUGAUGCAGAUGCCGAUAAGUGGGUUAGUCACCGAAACCAUCGAGGAAAUAUAUGUGCUGUUGAUUUUAUUUGGCUCCUAAAUCCCGACAAAUAUCGAAAAUUACUAAAAUCAAGUUGGAUUGAAGCAGUGUUUGGCAUGUUCAAGUAUCUAGUGCGGAGAGCUUCAGUGACAGAGAGUGAUGCAUUCACAUUUCUAAGGGCUGAUAAUGAAGAUUGUAUUACCUAUUCUGGUUUCUGUGAAGCACUUCGACAGCUCAAUUUAAUUGGUCAUAACCAUGGGUUGAGUGAGGAAGAGAUAAAGGAAUUGUGGGUCCAAGCCGACAUAGAUGGAAAUGGCGUUCUCGACUAUAAAGAAUUCUUGCAGCAAAUAUGGAGUUCAGACGACGAAAACAAGGAUAAGGAGCAGGAUGGUUCAAAUGAUGUUCAAGAGCAAACUAUUGGUUUUAGUGUAAAAAAUGCAGUUUUGUUCCCUCCUGAGGUGGAGAAAGGUAGAUGGCCUGACGACUACUCUCUUUCCGAUCACGCACGACUUACUGUUGUAUUCUCGCCAAUAAGAAUGCCAUGCUCCCAGAUGAUUUGCUGACACAAUAUUGCUUUUUUGGUGCUAUAGCUUAGGAGUUACUAAUUAGAAUUAAAAUUCAUGUACAUAGACAUCACAUGAAAGGGCGAAACAAUGAGACGGGUUAGGAAAGAUAGAUACACACAAUACAAGAGGUCUUUUCUAGGGAGAUUUUAUACAUCCCUAUGUUGUGAUCACUGCAUUAUGUUGUUGACGGCAUUUGCAGCGAGCAACACUCAUAGCUCAAUUUGUUUCCCCCAAAUUUUCUUGUCUGGUCUAAAGAUUUAACAAAAGGAAACAAAGAAAGAAGAAUGAUUUGUAUAUAUAGUGUUCUAGAUUUCUUAGGCGUCAGACAUUUUUGUAGCAUGGUAAGAUGCAGCUCUAGCUAGAGCUUGUUUGAAUAGAUGAGUGUUCAGACACAUUGUAUCUUGUAACAUAUUUUGCUCUUGAUAGAGUAUGCAAAUUCAAAUUGUAUAAUGUUAAAUUAAAUUUCAUGUGG